Molecule: messenger RNA, 1857 nt
Organism: Humulus lupulus (European hop)
Lineage: Eukaryota; Viridiplantae; Streptophyta; Magnoliopsida; Rosales; Cannabaceae
Exons: 5
Coding region: 1-1857 (618 amino acids)
Source: RefSeq, a predicted model, not a curated record
AUGGAAGAUGUAUUCAAGGAUUCGAUGGUGGAUUUCCCAGAAAUUGGGAAUCGGGGACCAAUGGAAAUUGAUGAGGAAUCGUCUGGAGGAGGGGCUAAACUCAAGUUUGAGGAACCCCUCGUUCGAGAGGGCCAACGAAUUGCUCAGGUAGACUUGGAGGAGAUCCAAGUUGAAACGUCAUUUUGGAACUCAGCCGUGGUAUGUAUGGUUCUUGGAGCUAACCCUCCAUUUGUUGUUUUUGAAGGAUUUAUUAAGAGGAUCUGGGGUAAGCUAGGUAUUGACAGAAUUGCUCGACUGAAUGUUGGAUUUACACUUGUGAAAUUUCGAGAUGAAGCAACUAGAGACUUGGUUUUGGAAGCUGGGGUUCUACACUUUGAUAGAAAACCAGUGAUAGUGAAGCCUUGGUCUGCUGAUUUAGACACUCUAAAGGAAGUAAAAAUUGUCCUAGUUUGGAUUAGAUUGCCAGGACUUGGGCUGCAAUAUUGGGGCACUAAGUGCUUGAGUGCCCAUAUGAGCACAAUUGGGAACCCGAUACUAGUAGAUAAAGUUACUAAGGACAGAACUAUGGUGCAAUUUGCUAGAGUGUUAGUGGAGGUAGAAAUAACAGAGGAGCUCUGUAAAACCAUUCAGUUUCUCAAUGAGAAAGGACAACUAAUGGAACAACUUUUGGAAUUUGAAUGGCUACCAACUCAAUGUAGAGGUUGCAUAGCUUAUGAGGAUAAAGAUGCUCCCAGUGGGGGUAUUGAUGUGGAUGCACAGAAACCAGCUGCUAAUGAAGUGUCUGACUCCCAGGAGGUAUCCAAGCAACAUGGUCAUUUGACAGAUUCAAUGAAACAAGUUGAUAAACCUGAUAGGAAUUCCAGCGACAGGUCUACUUCUGAAUGGACUACCCCAAAACGGGUAGGGGGAAAAAAGAAGACCACACUGAAGGCACAGAACAAACUGAAGAAUUCCUAUAGUGCUUUGCAAGAGAAAGUAUUGGAGGUUACAAACUUGGGACUAUCAACAAUAAGAGCCUUGUUGGAGACUAAACUGCGUGGUGAUAAAAUUGAGAAAAUGAUGAGCUCGUUCUUCAUUGGCUGGAGUUAUUUUUCAGGGUCAGCUUCUGAAGGUAGAAUUCUUCUUAUUUGGCAGCGACAUUGGGUUACUGUUGAGGUUUUGAAGGAGAGUGACCAGUUAAUCCAUGUCUGUGUUAAAGAAGUGAAGUCUAAUAAGAUGUUUUAUGUUACGUUUGUUUAUGGUAGAAAUUCGAUUGAGGAGAGACUGUCGCUUUGGGAGGAUCUCUCUGGGUUGUGUUUCCCAACCACUCCUUGGCUUGUGGCUGGGGAUUUUAAUGCAGUUUUUGAGGGUACAGACAAAGUUGGUGGCCGCACCAUUUCUUCCCUUGAAUUGGUGGAUGCUCAAAAUUGGAGAGCCUUGGGAUUGGUUGAUGAGUUGCGCUCUAGAGGGUCCCAUUACACUUGGACUAACAAGCAAGCCAAUGAGGACAGAAUCUACUCUAAACUGGAUAGAAUAUUUAAAAAUGAAGAGUGGUUGGACUUAUUCCCUCAAGCUGAGGCUGUCUUUAAUUGGGAGAUGCUCUCAGAUCAUUGUUAUUGCAUUAUCAAAUCAGGAGCUACUAUAACCUGUGGUACUAAGCCUUUUAGAUUCUUUAAUAUGUGGACUGAACAUGGUAACUUUAAAGACAUUAAAAGCAAAGUUAAUUGGCUUCAUUAUGGUGAUGAUAACAUGGCUUACUUUCAUGCUUGUUUAAAGCAAAGAAGAGCAUCUAAUUGUAUCACUUCAGUUGUUGUUGAUUCUGGUCAGCUAAUUGAGAGAUUUGAUGAUGUUGUGGCUCACUUUGUGAAUCAUUUUUGA